Messenger RNA from Panicum virgatum (switchgrass), 1117 nucleotides. RefSeq names its product transcription repressor OFP8-like. Gene Ontology annotation, biological process: negative regulation of DNA-templated transcription. The transcript has a single exon. Lineage: Eukaryota; Viridiplantae; Streptophyta; Magnoliopsida; Poales; Poaceae. Bases 188 to 994 code for a protein of 268 amino acids. The record is from RefSeq and is a predicted model, not a curated record.
ACGUAUAUAUAUAUAAAUAAUGCCGCGGCCACUACUUAACUGGAUGAUCCCACAACGGAAGUGAUUAACACCGAUGCUAGCCGCGCUCUUCUUAAGCCGCGCGCGCAUAGCUCCCCCACUAGCCGAACUAUAGUCACACGCGGUCACGCACGCACGCUUGUUCUGGGCCGCCGUCGAGGGGCCGGGCAUGAAAGCGACGACCAAGAAGAAGAGGCAGAAGAAGGCGCCAGCGCGCGGGUUCAUGUGCGGCUGCGGCGGCGCCAAGUCGGUCUCCACCGUCUCCCGCGCCGCCGUCAGCAUUUGCGCUGUCACGACGACGCCGAUGAAAGCCACCACCUCAACGGCAGCGCCCGCGCUGAAGCCAGCGUCGCCGUCCGCAGCCAAGACGGCGGCUGCCGUGGCGGGCCGCCGCGACGCCGACGCCGCCAACGCUGAGGGCUCGCCCAGCGUGGACUCGCUGCUGCGGCAGCUCCGCGAGCUGGAGCGCGGCGUGCGCGCGCUGGGCGUCCGGGAGCGGGAGGGCGGCGGCGGCGGCGGCGACGGCAGCGAGCCAGGAGCGACAAGGCCGCGGCGGCACGGGCGGAGCGCCAGCGACUGGGGCGUCGGGCGGCUGGAGUCCGAGAGCGUGGCGGUGGUGACGGAGUCGGAGGACCCGCUGGGCGACUUCCGGCGGUCGAUGGUGCAGAUGAUCGUGGAGAACGGGAUCACGGGCGGCGCCGAGCUGCGGGGGCUGCUGCAGCGGUUCCUGUCGCUGAACGCGGCGUGCCACCACCACCUCAUCCUCCGCGCCUUCGCCGACGUCUGGGAGGAGCUCUUCGCCGGCGGCGGCCACGCGCACGCGCACGCGCCGGCGCCGGCGCCACCUCUCCCCGGCGCGGAGAAGAUCUCGUCGUCGUACUCGUACAGCAGUAUAGCUAGCAGCAGCAAACGCCGUCCACAUGCACAGCCGGCGGCCGGCGCUGACACGUUGACCCGCAGCCGCCCUGUAAGCUAAUUUCCUUCACCUCGGGAGCUGUUGCUGUCCGAAAUACGCAGCGUACUGCUUGUACAUGGCUUGCACGCGUGACUUUCUGUGCCGUGACAAGAAGAAAUCUGUGCUCCAUCCCCGUGAGUUUCU